Messenger RNA from Carassius gibelio (silver crucian carp), 4170 nucleotides. Its product is annotated as macrophage mannose receptor 1-like. The transcript is spliced from 12 exons. Bases 1 to 4017 code for a protein of 1338 amino acids. Lineage: Eukaryota; Metazoa; Chordata; Actinopteri; Cypriniformes; Cyprinidae. The record is from RefSeq and is a predicted model, not a curated record.
AUGGUCAAAACACAGGCACGGUCAAACACCAGCAAACGGUAUGUCUUUGUGAAUGAAUCCAAGACUUGGGCAGAAGCUCAGAGAUACUGUAGAGACAAAUACACUGAUCUGGCCACCAUUGAAAAUGACCAACAAACGCUCCAGUUGAUGGACACAGUGAAUGAUGAUUCCAUUGAUUUGGCCUGGAUUGGACUCUAUGAUGAUCUGAACAGUUGGAACUGGACUUUAGAGAACAGUGAUUUCUUCAAGGGUGAAGAGAAAAACUUCAGGAACUGGUAUAACCAAGGACCAGGGACUUCUGGAGCACAAACAUCAUCAUCAUCCCGUCAGUAUCACUUUGUGAAUGAGUCUAAGACCUGGACUGAAGCUCAGAGAUACUGCAGACAGAAUUACUCUGAUCUGGCCACCAUUGAUAACAUGGAGGAAAUGAACAGACUGAUUAACACAGUUAAUGGGAGUUACUAUGGUUCAGCCUGGAUUGGACUGUAUGAUGAUGUGAACAGCUGGAGAUGGUCACUGGAAAACAAUGAUUUCUAUAAGAAAGGAGAAAGAGAUUUCAGAAACUGGUAUCAUGAACCAGACAACAGUGGGGGGAACCAGCUGUGUGUUUACAUGAAUUAUGAUGGAACAUGGUAUGAUUUAUCAUGUGACAACACACUGCCAUUUGUUUGCUAUGAUGACACUGCCACCCAGAGUUACAUCAUGAUUUUUAAUUGGAAAACCUGGUCAGAGGCUCGUAGAUACUGCAGAGAUCAUUACACAGAUCUUGCCAAUGUGAGAAAUCAGACUGAGAACCAGAGGAUCCUUGAGAGAACAUAUCAAUAUGGAUAUGGAUAUGGACUCUGGAUUGGGCUGUACAGAAACAGAGUUUGGUCAAACAGACAGAAUACUACAUAUCAAAACUGGAGGCCACAAAUUCCUGGAUUACAGGCACAACCAGAUAAUGGCAAUAAUCAAAACUCUGAGUAUGGAUAUCAGCACUGUACUGCUGUAUCAUUCAAAUAUUCAGGCAGAUGGACAGAUGAGGUCUGUGUAUCCAGCAUGCCUUUCUUCUGCUACAGCAGAACCUGCACACAAUCAUCAUGCACCCGUCAGUAUCACUUUGUGUCUGAAUCUAAGACCUGGAUUGAAGCUCAGAGAUACUGCAGACAGAACUACACUGAUCUGGCCACCAUUGAUAACAUGGAGGAAAUGAACAGACUGAUUAAAACAGUACGUGGGACUUACUAUGGAUCAACUUGGAUUGGACUCUAUGAUGAUCUGAACAGCUGGAGAUGGUCUCUGGAUAAUGCAGCAUUAGAGGGAGGUUUUAAAAGCUGGUAUGUUCAGCAACCAGUGAACUCAUAUGGACAGAGUCUGUGUGUGUACAUGUCAUAUUAUCAUGGAACGUGGAGUGAAGCCCCUUGCUACUAUACAUUUCCAUUUAUUUGCUAUGAUGGACGAGUGAAUGCUAGUACAAGUUACGUGUUUGUUUACCAAUAUAAAACCUGGAGUGAAGCUCAGAGUUACUGCAGAGAACAUCACACAGACCUUGCCAGUAUCAGGAAUGAGAUUGAAAACUACAGGAUUCAGUCAUUAAUUUUAAAUUAUUACACUUUUUGGAUUGGACUGUACAGAACCAGAUCUUGGUCAGAUCAGAGUAACUCUUCAUUCAGUAACUGGAGGACAGGACAACCAGAUAAUGCUGGAAACAGUCAAUACUGCACUGCAGUGUCAUUUAGUGACUUUGGGAACUGGACAGAUGAAAACUGCAACUUUGCAUUACCUUUCAUUUGCUACAGUGUGUCAUCGUUGGUAUCUUCCCGUCAGUAUCACUUUGUGUCUGAGUCUAAGACCUGGACUGAAGCUCAGAGAUACUGCAGACAGAAUUACAUUGAUCUGGCCACCAUUGAUAACAUGGAGGAAAUGAACAGCCUGAUUAACACAGUUAAUGGGAGUUACAAUGGUUCAGCCUGGAUUGGACUGUAUGAUGAUGUGAACAGCUGGAGAUGGUCACUGGAAGACAAUGAUUUCUAUCAGGAAGCAGAAAGAGAUUUCAGAAACUUCUAUCAUGAACCAGACAACUAUGGUGGGAAUGAACUGUGUGUUUACAUGAAUUAUGAUGGAAACUGGUUUGAUAUGGCAUGCGACAACAUGCUGCCAUUCAUUUGCUAUGAUGGCAGAGAGACUGCCACACAGAGUUACAUCAGAAUCGGGGACUGGAAAAACUGGACCGAGGCUCGUAGAUACUGCAGAGAUCAUUACACAGAUCUCGUCAAUGUGAGAAAUCAGACUGAGAACCAGAGGAUCCUUGAGACAGCAGGUGGAAGAGUCUGGAUCGGCCUGUACAGAAACAGGAUUUGGUCAAAUGGUCAGAAUACCAAAUAUGAAGAUUGGAGACCAGCCAUUCCCUACUCAGCACAGCAACCAGAUAAUGGUGAAUAUGUUUUCAGUCAGUGGGGUACCGAGCUCUGCACUGCUGUAUCAUUCAGUCAUUUAGGUCGAUGGACUGAUGAGAACUGCUUAUCCAGCAUGCCUUUCAUCUGCUAUAACAGAACCUGCACACAAUCUUCAUGCACCCAUCAGUAUCACUUUGUGUCUGAGUCUAAGACCUGGACUGAAGCUCAGAGUUACUGCAGACAGAAUUACUCUGAUCUGGCCACCAUUGAUAACAUGGAGGAAAUUAACAGACUCAUUAAAACAGUGCGCAGGACUUAUGGCAAAGCUUGGAUUGGUCUGUAUGAUGAUAUGAACAGCUGGACAUGGUCACUGGAUAAUACAGCUUUGGAUGGAGGAUUUAAAAGCUGGAAUGUCCAGCAACCAGUGAACUCAUAUGGACAGAGUCUGUGUGUGUACAUGCUUUAUAAUCGAGGAAGAUGGAGUGAAGACUUUUGCUCGCAAACACGUCCCUUUGUUUGCUAUGAUGGACGAGUGAAUGCUAGUACAAGCUAUGUUCAUGUUUACCAGUACAAAACCUGGACUGAGGCUCAGAGUUACUGCAGAGAACAUCACACAGACCUCGUCAGUAUCAAAAAUGAGACCGAAAACUACAGGGUUCAGUUAUUAAUUUUUGAUUAUGACACUGUUUGGAUUGGACUGUACAGAAUCAGAUCUUGGUCGGAUCAGAGCAACUCUUCAUUCAGUAACUGGAGGACAGGACAACCAGAUAAUGCUGGAAACAGUCAAUACUGCACUGCAGUGUCAUUUAGUGACUCAGGAAGCUGGACAGAUGAAAACUGCAACACUGCAUUAUUUUUCAUUUGUUACAGUGCAUCAGCAUCAUCCCGCCAAUUUCAUUUUGUGAAUGAGUCUAAGACCUGGACUGAAGCUCAGAGUUACUGCAGACAGAAUUACUCUGAUCUGGCCACCAUUGAUAACAUGGAGGAAAUGAACAGCCUGAUUAACACAGUUAAUGGGAGUUACAAUGGUUCAGCCUGGAUUGGACUGUAUGAUGAUGUGAACAGCUGGAGAUGGUCACUGGAAGACAAUGAUUUCUAUCAGGAAGCAGAAAGAGAUUUCAGAAACUGGUAUCAUGAACCGAACAACAUUGCUGGAAAUGAACUGUGUGUUUUCAUGGAUUCUAAUGGAAACUGGUUUGAUUCAUCAUGUGAAUAUGUGUUCAUAUUUGUUUGCUAUGAUGGUAGAGAAAAUUCCUCUCAGAAGUAUAUCUUGGUAUAUUAUUAUACAACCUGGACUGGAGCUCAGAGCUACUGCAGAGAGACAUACACAGACCUGGCCAGUGUGAGGAAUGAGACAGAGCGUCAACAGAUACUGGAUGUUACACGUUAUUAUAGUUAUUAUGUCUGGAUUGGUCUGUACAGAAACAGACUGUGGUCAGAUCAGAGCAGCAUUUCUUUUACAUAUUGGCUUCCAUUUACUCAAGGUAUUGAUGCACAACCAGAUAAUGGUGUAAAUGUCCCAGGACAGAGGAUAGCCCAACACUGCACAGCUGUGUCUUUACAAUACUUUGGCCAGUGGACAGAUGAGAACUGCUUUGCUAAUUUGCCCUUUUUCUGUUACAGCGGUAAACAAAAAUAAGUUCUAAUUAAAAAAAAUAAAAAAAUAAAAAUAAGCACAGAGGAAAAGAAAAUUCAUUGUGUGUAACUCAACUUUAACACUAAUGCUGGCUCUGUUUUCUCUUUGGUUUCUGGUGGACAUAAUGAACAUCAUAUUGAUGCAUCAUUUCAGAUA